UUUAAGAAAAUUUAGGGUUACUUUUGUCCUUUCACAUUCCUCUUCCUCAAGAUAUACACUAACUUUAACUUAACUUCCACUGUGUGAGGAAAAUGAAAAUGAAAUGGUUAAAGAGAGAGAGAGCAUAGUGUGUUGGUGUGGCAACUUUUGAGACAGGAAAACCAACUCAACUUAUUUGGUUUUGGUUUGUGUUUUGUGAAUUUCUUUCUCUGCAUCAUCUUCUCCUUCCAAGAAUUUCCCACAAACCAAAAAAGAAAGAAAAAAAAAAGGAACAGUUUUUGAAUUUUUGAUCUUACUCUGAUCCCAUAUUUGUUAUGUUUCUUCUUUCUGACAAUGUUGGAACUUCUGCAUUAUCGAUGCUGCAACUGACACUUUGAGAUUUUAGCAAGCCAUCUCACGCUUUGUCGUUGUUGUAGUGACUUGCGUGCUUGCUUUUUCCACCAACAUGGCUUCAAAAUCCAGAUCCAGUUUAUCGGAAACUCCCAACAAAGCAGCAACACCAGCUACUCCCAACAAGGCAAGACCAUCAACUCCCAACAAAACAUCACCUGCAACUCCAAGAGUUAGUAGACUCAGCAAAGGAGUACCCAAACCGGAAUUGGAGUCACCGUCUCCGCUGCAAAAUUUGCGCCUGUCUGCAGAAAAACCAGAAAAAUCGCCACGGCCUUCGAAUCCAAAGCCCAUUGCUGAACGGAAAUCACCAAGACCAACUUCCACUCCACCGGAUAAACAACCCCCAAGAGCCGCAAAGGGUUCAGAAUUGCAGGCCCAGUUAAAUCUUGCUCAAGAAGAUCUAAAGAAAGCUAAGGAACAGCUGAUUCAGGUUGAGAAAGAGAAGGAAAAAGCAAUUGAUGAGCUGAAAGAAGCGCAGAGAGUGACUGAGGAAGCAAAUGAGAAACUCAGGGAGGCAAUGGUGGCUCAAAAGCGGGCCGAGGAGGAUUCUGAGAUUGAGAAGUUCCGGGCUGUUGAGUUGGAACAGGCUGGAAUUGAAGCUGCUCAGAAGAAGGAAGAGGAAUGGCAGAACGAGCUUGAAAGUGUGAGGAAUCAGCAUGCUUUGGAUGUGGCUGCUCUUCUCUCCACUACUCAGGAGCUUCAGCAGGUUAAGCACGAACUUGCCAUGACUAAUGAUGCAAAGAACCAGGCACUGAGUCAUGCUGACGACGCAACUAAAAUUGCCGAGCUUCAUGUGGAGAAAGCAGAGAUUCUUUCAGCUGAACUGACACGGUUGAAGGCCUUACUAGAUUCAAAGCUAGAAACUGAGGCCAGUGAAAACAAGAUUGUAUUGGAGCUGCAAGCAGAGAUAGAAACCCUUAAGGAAGAACUUGAAAAGGCAAAAGGUUAUGAUGCAAAGUUGACAGAGAAAGAGAGUUAUAUUGAACAACUUAAUGUUGAGCUUGAAGCUUCCAAGAUGGCUGAAUCUUAUGCUCACAGUCUGCUAGAGGAGUGGACAAAAAAGGUUGAGGAACUAGAAAUGAGGGUUGAAGAAGCUAACAAGUUGGAGAGAUCUGCAUCAAUAUCUUUGGAAUCUGCAAUGAAACAGUUAGAAGGGAACAAUGAUUUGUUGCAUGAACAAGAAUCUGAAAUUUCAAGUCUUAAAGAGAAGGUGGGAUUGUUGGAAAUGACAAUCGAGAGACAGAGGGAAGAUCUUGAGGAGUCGGAGCGUCAUCUUCUUGUGGCCAAAGAAGAAAGUCUUGAAAUGUCAAAGAAGGUUGAAUCUCUCACAUCUGAACUCGAGACAGUCAAGGAAGAGAAGGUUCAAGCUUUGAACAAUGAAAAACUUGCAGCUUCAAGUGCGCAGGCCCUAUUAGAAGAGAAAGACAAACUAAUUAAUGAAUUGGAGAUCUGUAGAGAUGAAGAAGAAAAGACUAAAAAGGCAAUGGAAAGCCUAACUUCUGCUUUACAUGAAGUAUCUGCAGAAGCUAGGGAUGCCAAAGAAAAGCUAUUAGCCAGCCAUGCUGAGCACGAAAACGACGAGGCCCAGAUCGAAGAUUUAAAGUUGUUCAUAAAAUAUACUAAUGAAAAAUACGAGUCCAUGCUCCAUGAUGCACGGCAUGAGAUUGACAUUCUUACAUGUAGUGUUGAAAAUUCUAAGAACAACAUUGAAAACUCCAAGGCGGAGUGGGAGCAGAAAGAACAUCAUCUUGUCAACUGCAUAAAGCUAACUGAAGAAGAGAACUCGUCGCUGGGAAAAGAAAUAAAUCGGCUGAUUCGUUUACUCAAGGAAGCCGAGGAAGAAGCAAGCGCCAAGAGGGAGGAAGAAGCGCAGCUGAAGGAAAAUCUGAAGGAAGUUGAGGCUGAGGUGAUCCACCUGCAGGAAGAACUAAAAGAAGAGAAGGCCGAGACCAUGAAGUUAAAGGAGAGUCUAUUGGAUAAAGAAAAUGAGUUUCAGAAUGUUUUUCAAGAAAAUGAGGAACUUCGAUCUAGGGAAUUGACAUCGAUUAAGAAGGUGGAGGAGUUAUCGAAGCUGCUCGAAGAAGUUACUAGCAGAACCCAGACUGAGGAAAAUGGGGAUCUUACUGACAGUGAGAAAGACUAUGACUUGCUUCCUAAAGUAGUUGAAUUCUCUGAAGAGAAUGGACAUGGAGGAGAAGACUUAUCCAAGAAGGUGGAGCUUUCAGCCAAUGAAGAGGGACUCAAACAAAGUUCACAUGAAGAAAGUAUUCCCUUGGAUGACAAGUCUGAGAAAACUGAAUCUCCCAAACCUGAGAAUGUGAUUGUGAAUGGUAAAGUGAAGGAAGAUGGGGGAAAAGAAAAAGAUGAUUUGGUUGAACGCGAAUUUAAAAUGUGGGAGAGCUGCAAGAUUGAGAAAAAGGAGUUCUCGCCGGAGAGAGAUCCAGAGCCUGAAUCCUUUGAAGAGGAAGCUGACUCAAAGAUAGAGGGUGGUGAGGGCUUUGACCAGAUUAAUGGAACCUCUUUGAAGGAGAACGCUGACAAUGGCGGGAACUCACCAUCAAAGCAACAAGUGAAGAAGAAGAAGAAGCCUUUGCUUGGCAAGUUUGGAAGCCUGCUCAAGAAAAAGGGUGGUAGCAACCACAAAUAGAACAGAGUUUUUACCUUGGCAGGUAUAUUGAACAUUAAAUUGUUUGCAUGUAUUUGCUUUAUGAUUUUUGCUUCUUGAAUAGCUUUUAAAGAAUGACGAGGCAUGUAAUAUUGUUUAGGAUUCUUACCCCCUAGUCACUUAUUUUGAGUUGCGGUUCUCCAUGCUGGUAGUAAAUUGUAUGUGGUGGAAUUAUUAUUAUUUUUUGUCUCCCUUUAUUAUGUUUUUCCCCCUUGCCCUUCUAUAUAGAUCUGACGAAAGAAGUGGCAAGUUGGAUUGUAUUUUUAUAUCAUCUUGAUUCCAAUGAAAGUCUAGAUAGAAGUUCUGAUGUUUGCCA
This is a messenger RNA of Cajanus cajan (pigeon pea), 3374 nucleotides long. Its product is annotated as WEB family protein At3g02930, chloroplastic. The record is from RefSeq and is a predicted model, not a curated record. Gene Ontology annotation, biological process: reciprocal meiotic recombination. NCBI's taxonomy places the organism in Eukaryota, Viridiplantae, Streptophyta, Magnoliopsida, Fabales, Fabaceae.